Molecule: messenger RNA, 1548 nt
Organism: Rhodamnia argentea
Lineage: Eukaryota; Viridiplantae; Streptophyta; Magnoliopsida; Myrtales; Myrtaceae
Product: probable protein arginine N-methyltransferase 1.2
Exons: 9
Coding region: 86-1312 (408 amino acids)
Biological process (GO): peptidyl-arginine methylation
Cellular component (GO): nucleus
Molecular function (GO): protein-arginine N-methyltransferase activity
Source: RefSeq, a predicted model, not a curated record
AGUACCAUAAACCCCCUCAUCAGCAGCCGUAACGUUCCUUUCGCUUCCUUCCCUAAAACCCUAGUAGUCCCACGCUCCGUCCGCCAUGGGUCGUCGCAAGAGCCACAACCCCACCACCAGCGGCGACCAGAGCUUGAAUCAGCAGCAGCAGCCCGCCAAGAUCCGGUUCAAGGACGGGGACGGCGACGGCGACGGCCAGGAAAACGCCGCCGGGAGCUCCAACCUCGACGAGGUCAUGUGCGACCCCGACGAGUCCACCGCCGUCGCCGAUAUGACGGUCGACGCCUCCACCCGCGAGGCCAACGAAUCGUUCCCCGAUGAUGCGGGUGACAAUCAGACCAGCGCCGAUUACUACUUCGAUUCCUACUCCCAUUUCGGAAUUCAUGAAGAAAUGUUGAAGGACAUAGUAAGAACGAAGACAUAUCAAAACGUCAUUUACCAAAACAAGUUUCUAUUUAAAAACAAAGUAGUUCUUGAUGUGGGAGCUGGGACUGGAAUACUGUCCUUAUUUUGUGCCAAAGCCGGGGCGCAACAUGUUUAUGCGGUUGAGUGCUCCCAUAUGGCUGACACGGCGAAGGAGAUUGUGGAAUCGAAUGGUUUUUCAAAUGUUAUAACAGUUUUGAAGGGGAAAGUCGAAGAAAUUGAUCUUCCUGUCGCAAAAGUUGACAUAAUCAUUUCUGAAUGGAUGGGAUAUUUCUUGUUGUUUGAGAACAUGUUGAAUACUGUCCUGUAUGCUCGUGACAAAUGGCUUGUCAAUGAUGGAGUUGUUCUACCUGACAAGGCUUCACUCUACUUAACAGCCAUUGAGGAUGCUGAGUACAAAGAAGACAAGAUUGAAUUUUGGAACAACGUGUAUGGGUUUGAUAUGAGUUGCAUCAAGAAGCAAGCCAUGACGGAACCUCUAGUUGACACAGUUGACCAGAAUCAACUUGUUACACAAUGCCAGCUACUUAAGACAAUGGAUAUUUCAAAGAUGACUCCCGGAGAUGCUUCCUUUACAGCUCCAUUUAAGCUAGUGGCAGAACGCGACGAUUACAUCCAUGCUCUAGUAGCAUACUUCGAUGUGUCAUUUACCAAAUGUCAUAAGUUGACAGGCUUCUCUACUGGGCCUCGAUCGCGGGCUACGCAUUGGAAGCAAACGGUCUUGUACUUGGAAGAUGUGCUGACUAUAUGUGAAGGUGAGGCAUUGGUUGGGAGCAUGACUGUGGCACCAAACAAGAAGAAUCCUCGUGAUGUGGAUAUAAAGGUCAAAUACUCGCUGAAUGGUAGACGUUGCACGGUCUCCAGAAUCCAAUACUAUAAGAUGCGAUGACCAGGUAAUUAUUAUGGCAUCUUUUUCUUCUUCCGCAAUUUUCAAAGCUGCAAUUGCUAAAGUUCAUGCAUGUCAAAUGUAUGGAAGAUGAGGCAAUCGUCGAGGGCUUGUUUAUUUUUCACUCCGACAUGGCAUCUUUGUUUGUAUCACUAAGUUAUUCUUUCCUGACAUUCGGAAGUUCUUAAGAGCUUCAAAUCAUUAUCCAGUGCUGAGAAAAUGCUUUUUUUGAGGAGCAA